AUGCCUCGUCUCUAUCACCGCUCUCAGCUUGCGCUGCACAUCAAAAGGGCCAUCUGCGCCCACCAUGUUGCUCACCCGCUGCUCCGCCAUGUGGAUCUCGCGCGUUGGUGUUUCACGCGCUUUGGGGUACGCCCCGACCGAUCCACCAUCGGCCGCGUGUUGAAGGGCGCCGAACAAUGGCGCAUCCCGGACGACGCUGUUGACGCUAUUCGUGUGCGUGGCGGCGCGUACCCGGACCUGGAGCGCGCAAUGGCACGUUGGAUUGCCAAUGCGGGUCCCGCUGGCGUUCCGCUGAUAUUGGCCACAAUCCGCGACCAUGUCGCUACCAUGGCACGUGCGAAUGGUGUGCCAGCGACAUUUCGCUGCUCUAUUGGAUGGGUGCGGCGUGCUUUGUGCCGCCAGGGAGUAAGGUCGGUGGGGCGGAAGGCGCCGAAGGAACGACUCAUCGUCGGAUUCCUGGUGAACGCGGAGGGCUCGCACGCCUUCCGCCCGCUCGUCAUCUCCAAGGCGAAACGGCCCCACGAUUUCCGGCCGGACUAUAAUCCAGAGGAGUUGUGCUACUGGCGCAACACCGCCAAAGGUUGGAUGACUUCCUCGCUAUUCACGCACUACAUCGAACAGCUCGAUGCUGCCAUGAACGCAGAGGACCGCAACAUUGUUGUCCUACACGACAACGCCAGCAGCCACAAUCUGACAACCGCGGGCGCCGUGACCGAAGAUCUCUUCGGGUUCCGUACGCGUGCGCUCAAGAACGUGCGCCUGGUGUUCAUGCAUCCUAACACCACCUGCUUCAUUCAGCCCCUUGACCAGGGGCUCAUUGCCAUGGCGAAGGCGCGGUACCGCCAGCAUUGGCUCUGCGCCUUCACGGGCAUGUGGACUGCCGAAGGCGCCACCUCCGCGGCAGCUAGGUUCAAGCCGAACCUCCGUCUAGUGCUGGAGUGGCUCCAUGACGCGUGGAUGAAUAUCCCGCGUAGCACCAUCCAGCGUUGCUGGUGGCGCACCGGUUGUCUCCCGCGCGCAUGGGCGAUGGAACUCCCGCACGUGGAGCCAGGAGUUGGCGGCGGCCCCACUGCCGGAGGUGACAUCGGCCUGGACGAUGACGUCAACGACGUGGGUAGCCUGAUUGCCCAGCUCGGACUCGGGCCCAGCGCGAUGCCCGCUCAGGAGUUUGUCGGCAUCGAUGACAACCAGCUGAUGUGCGCCGAGCCCGGUGAGGAUCCGUUGGCGAUCGAGCCGCGAUCGGAGCCGACGGCGGAGAUGUGGGAGGCGCCUGCGUCGAUGCAGGUGGUCUACGACGACAGCAACCCUGCGACGCGCGAAGCACGUCGCACCGCUCGGGCCGCGUGCGAAAUGCUCAUUGGCUAUGCGCGCGCAAGAUGCAUCACGCCGCGGGGCCUGCGCGCACUGUUUGACAUUCGUAACCCGAUAAUUGUCGCACGGAUGGAGCGCGCAAGCCCUGCUCUCAACCUUAACGCGUCUCCGCCACCGGCAGAGACUCCACGUUGCCGUGGUCGCCUGCUGCCGGCGUGGACACCGGUGCCGACCCCUGACUGGGUGGCCCAGUCUGCUCGUCGGCAAGAGCUCAUUGAUGCCGGGGCUCCCGCCGUGAUGUCAGGCUACUUGGCUGCCGCUGAGUGGAUGCGCUUGUAA
This is a messenger RNA of Closterium sp. NIES-65, 1650 nucleotides long. The record is from the annotation of a GenBank genome assembly. NCBI's taxonomy places the organism in Eukaryota, Viridiplantae, Streptophyta, Zygnematophyceae, Desmidiales, Closteriaceae.